Messenger RNA from Myotis daubentonii (Daubenton's bat), 2394 nucleotides. It is a transcript of the gene C1H14orf39, whose product is annotated as chromosome 1 C14orf39 homolog. The record is from RefSeq and is a predicted model, not a curated record. Bases 97 to 1845 code for a protein of 582 amino acids. Gene Ontology annotation, biological process: meiotic DNA double-strand break processing involved in reciprocal meiotic recombination; spermatogenesis; oogenesis. NCBI's taxonomy places the organism in Eukaryota, Metazoa, Chordata, Mammalia, Chiroptera, Vespertilionidae. Gene Ontology annotation, cellular component: central element. The transcript has 18 exons.
GUCUGCCUUCGCGUGCCGGGCGUUCGAUUCUGAGUGGAUUCUGGGACCCGGGAAAGGAAGGGAGUGGACGUUCGGUCCCCAGGGGCCGUAUCCAAGAUGAAUGACAGCCUAUUUGUCAGUUUGGACAGACUUUUGCUAGAAUUUGUUUUUCAGUAUGAGCAAGAUAUAAGUACUAAAGAAGAUAUGAUUCGACGAAUUAAUAAAAGCGUUGAAGAUAUUAAACAAAAUAAAGUAAUAAUUUGUAAGAUACAGGAAACUAUAAAUACAACAGAUGAGGAAAUUGGUUAUUACUGUAAACAUAGUAAGGAAAUCAAAGACAACUGUAGUAACUGGAAGCCAACAUGUGAUGUUUUUCAUAAAUAUGAAGACUAUAUGAAGGACCAAUUUACUAUUUAUCAGGAAACAAUUGAAAAAGACAAAAAAAUGUACCAUGGUUAUAUAUGUCAGUAUAAAGAUGUUUUGAAGCAAUACCAACUAAAAUACUCAGAAGCACCUCUUUCACGUGAAUAUUAUGAGAAGAAAAAAGAACAUGAAGAAGUUCAAAACAGAGUGUUGGCAUGUACUGAACAACUAAAAAUGAAUGAAACUAUUUUUAUGGAAUUUCUAGUGCCUGCUCCUUUUCCAUCACUUACUAAAUGGACAUUACAUAUUGUUAAUUUGAGAUGUAAAACACAAGAUAUUCUUAGACAUGCCAACAAUUUUUCCAAAAUUUCAUGUGAAUUGAAGAAAGAAGUAGAUGAAGUGGAAAUAGAAAUUAAAUAUUUAAACCAGCAGAUUACAAGAUUUUAUGAAACUAAGAAUCUGGAAGAGAAUACUAAAAAUAUAGAAAAAAGAAAGGAAUUGAAAGAAAGAAUUUUUGAAAAAGAUGAACAACAUGUACUUGUAUUGAAUAAAACCUCUCAGAAAAGUCAAUUAUUUCUUCCAAAUGAAUCUCAGAAAUUAGUCAAUCCAAUAAAUAUUCUGUCUUCAGAACCAAGAGUUAUAGAUAAAAAAGAAGACAGUUCUAUGAAGCAGUCAAAGCUUGCCAGUGUUGACUCCAAACAAAAAGAAAACAAUAUGCAGAUAUUUAAUGACUCUGCUAUGAAUAACCACUCAAAAUGUUCACAUGUUACAGCUAUUAAAAGUUCACAGAAUUUUAUGCAGUUCAGAUUGCUAACCCCACAGAAACAGUCAAACUUCAAUCAAUGGUUUGAAAAAGGAGAUACAGAUGCUGAGUGUGGAGAUACAGGGACAGUAAGACAAUUGAAAGAAUCAAAAUGUAUUUCACAAGUUAUACAUGAAGAACAUUUGGGGAAGCCAAUAGAUAAUAAUAAUGAAGUAGAAGAAAGGGCUGAGAAUUUUGCACAGACUUCUGAAAUUCCUUUAUUUUUAAGAACCCCUGAAGCUGUGAAAACACCUGAAUCUUUGGAGAAAUUACUGUUCUCUAAAACGCCCCCACUUGAAAUUAACAGAAACAGAAAUACAAUGCCUGAAGAUCAAACACAAAAAGAAUCCCCUGGGUUUUCUUUUCUUAUGAGUUAUACUUCUAGAUCACCUGGAUUGAAUUUAUUUGAUUCUUCUGUAUUUGAUUCAGAAACCUCAUCAGAUAAGUUUAAUGAACACUAUUCUGCAGGAAAUUUACAUCCUCUCUCGUCACAACAAGAAGUUGGAAACUCAUUUGGGAAACCAGAAGAUGCCUUUACAUUUUCUUUUCCAUCAGACUCUUCAACUCAUACAUUUGGAGCUGGAAAAGAUGAUUUUAGUUUUCCAUUUUCAUUUGAACAGGAUCAAAACUCAACACCCCCUUCUUCUGUAAAAGGUUUUUCAUCUUCCUCACAAAAUACAACUCAGUUUACUUUUUUUUGAACUAAUUACUAAGUACUUGAAUUAUUUUACUGCUCUGUAAACCUCUAGGGCAGUGAUGGCGAACCUAUGACACGCGUGUCAGAGGUGACACGCGAACUCAUUUUUUUGGUUGAUUUUGUUAAAUGGCAUUUAAAUAUAUAAAAUAAAUAUCAAAAAUAUAAAUCUUUGUUUUACUAUGGUUGCAAAUAUCAAAAAAUUUCUAUAUGUGACACGGCACCAGAGUUAAGUUAGGGUUUUUCAAAAUGCUGACACGCCGAGCUCAAAAAGUUCGUCAUCACUGCUCUAGGGCAUAAAUUUACAUUAUUAAAAUAUGAAGACUUUUUUGUUGAUUAAAGCAAUAAUGGGUUAUCAUAAUUAUAUUAUUAUAUUAUUUAAAUAUUGAAGGAAAUUAAGCUCAUGUCAUUUAAUUUUGUUUUUAUUGUGGUAUUAGCUAUCACUAUCAUUAUUUUGGUUUUGAUUUUGCAAGCCAUAUUCAGGCAGAACUUCUACUAAUCUUAAUAGAAUUUGAUAUUUUUUUCCUUUAAUCUUUAUUAUAAAUAUUAAGCCUGC